UUUGCUUUUCCUCUUUUCACUUCUUGCUGUUACCUGUCCGGCCUUAGCACUGUGCACUGGCAGGAGCCCGAAAUAAUCGACCUGCCAGCCAGGGCGAUGCACAAGAGGCUGACAGAGGCAUUCGCCGCUGUGAAACCCACCGGCUGACCCAGUUCUCCAGGAACAAUAACCAGGGACGGCAUCUGAGCCAAGAAAUCCUGCUUUUCUCUGCCCUCUGUUAAGCUUUUUUUUUGUUAAUUUGUUUUCUGCUUUUUCUUUUAUCUCAUAUUAACGUUGUCUUGAAAGAGCAGAGGAUGAAAAAAGCGUGGACACGGGGGUAGAGGACCUUCCCGGUGUGCAUGUGCACCUGGGGCCGUCUCUGCCCCAUUGCACAGCCCUGGCCGUGGGAAGCUCCAGGUUUUCCUUGCCUGAAGCCCACUCGCUGCACAGAGCCGGGAGCAAACAAGAAAACGAAUCCUCCUUCCCAGCGGAGAAGAGUUCCAGCCCGGCAGGAGCUGGCGGAGAAGGGAGCGGCACGUUCCCCCAGCUGCACAUUGAGCUGGGGAGGGUGAAGCAAAGCAAAUCGUGUAUUUAAAGACUGGGGACUAAUUAAUUCCUUAUUUAUUGUCGGCAUCUGGCACUCGCUGGGCGUACAGAGCUCCCUUCAGUGAGGGUACUGGCUUGCGUGGUCACCAUGGCUUUCUCCCAGGUGCAGUGCCUGGACGACAGCCACGUCAACUGGAGGUCCAGCGAGUCCAAGCCUGAAUUCUUCUACAGCGAGGAGCAACGCCUGGCCCUGGAGGCACUGGCCUCCCAUGGCCCUGAUGCCUUCUAUGAGGUCCUGAAGAAGGAGAAUAUCAGGGACUUCCUCUCCGAGCUGGAGCUAAAGAAGAUCCUGGACACGUUGGAGACGUAUGAUCCCGGCUCCGAGUACAUCCCGCGCCACGGCAGCAGCGCAGGGGAGAGCGAAGGCGAUCACAACAGCCAAGGGGACGAGCAGGAUGUGGCCCCCUCCCUGGAGUACUGGCCCCAGAGGUCCGACCGCUCCAUCCCCCAGCUGGACCUCGGCUGGCCCGAGACCAUCGCCUACCGCGGGGUCACCCGUGCCACCGUCUACAUGCAGCCGCCCAUCGAGGGGCAAGCGCACAUCAAGGAGGUGGUACGGAAGAUGAUCUGCCAGGCUCAGAAGGUCAUCGCGGUGGUCAUGGACAUGUUCACCGAUGUAGACAUCUUCAAGGACCUCCUGGACGCGGGCUUCAAGAGGAAAGUGGGAGUCUACAUAAUUUUGGAUGAGACCAACGUGAAGCACUUCCUUCAGAUGUGCGAGCGAGCCCAGAUGCACGCCGGCCACUUGAAGAACCUGCGAGUCCGGAGCACUGGGGGGACAGAGUUUUUCACACGCUCGGCCACCAAGUUCAAAGGGGCUUUGGCCCAGAAGUUCAUGUUUGUGGAUGGGGACCGGGCCAUGUGUGGAUCCUACAGCUUCACCUGGUCUGCGGCGAGGACAGACCGAAACGUCAUCACGGUCCUCUCAGGCCAAGUAGUGGAAGCAUUUGACAAGCAGUUCCAGGAGCUCUACCUCAUGUCCAAGGGGGUGAGCCUCAAGUCCAUCUCCAUGGGCGAAGAGCCCGAACCUGAGCCCGUAACACUACCCUCUGUCGUGCCGGUGACCCCUGCCAACGCCGUGGUGAAGAAGCUGAUAAACCCUAAAUACGCCCUGGUGAAGGCCAAGAGCGCCGACCAGAUCAGCAAGACUUCAUCCGAGAACCAGGACAAAAACCAGAAGACAGACAACAAAGGCAAAGCCCUGCCCGAGGGCCAGGCAGGCGACAGGCACGGCGACGUGGCAGACGUCUCCCUCCUCAUCCACCCCGGCCUCCUAAAUUUGGAGAAAGCCAACAUGUUUGACUAUCUGCCCACCUGGGUUGAGCCCGACCCCGAGCCCGGGAGUGAAGUCUUGGGUUACAUCAACAUUAUUGAUCCCAAGAUAAAGAACGUGAAACUCUCACAGAUGAACCGCAUCAAAGUCUGCGACGUCUCCCAAGCCAGCGCCCAGCACCGGCAGAUGCUGAAGAACAGGGAGAUGGAGGCCAAGAAAAACUCAGACCACGAGCCACCUCUGUUGUCCCCCUGCCAAAGACAGGCCCCACAGACCCCCAUGGAAGCUCCUGCAGCCUCCGCUACUGGCCCCAUCGAAGGCACCAGCUGGACAGCGAAGCAAGCAGGAACAUUUGCCACUUCACCAUUGGGCCACCGCUUGAAGCCACCGGAGGAGACGUUAGAGGACAUCAAGCCCCCGAUUCCAAAGCCAAGGACCGUCCCCGUUGGCAUCCUUUUGACCAAAGCUAUUACACCCUGUGACAGUGGCACUUCCCCAGAGGGCAACACACAUCCACCGCCAACCGACCAUGUGGGUGCAAAGCAGGAACCAGAGGAGAACCCCAACAGAGCUUCCACAGAGACCUGCCAUCUCCAGCAAGACCGGCCAGUGAUGGGGCCACAGGAGGACAGAGGGCCUCCCUGCACCCACAAUGGGCUGGGAGAAGAGGAGGAAGAGGAGGAAGAGGAGUACAUCACUCUCAGCGACCAGGAGAGCUACUCCAGCAGCUCCGCUGACCACAGCUACCGCCGCUCCAAUGCCUCCUCCAUCUCAGACGAGUACUUUGAGGUGAGGGACCGAUACGGGCCGCUCCGGCGAACCAACUCAGACGUCACCCACAACGGGGAGAUCCUGCCCAUGCAGAGGAAGCUCAGUGACCCUCACAUCAGCCGAGGCACCUUCCUCAGCCCCUUGGGGAGCCUCCCAUCCCUGAAGCACGUCCGUGUGGAGGAUGUUACAAAGAGGAGGAGCAACGCUGUAGAGAUUAGGUGUGUGCUGCCCCGCACCAUCCUGGAUGGCAACAGCUCCUACCCCAGCAGUGCUGCACAGGGGACGCACAUCUACCGCUACCGACACAGUAACCCCACAGGCAGAGAACAAGGCAAGGAGGUCUCCUGCUCCCCAACACCUGAGAAACCCCCUGGGGCCACCAAAUACAGAGGGGAUGGAGCCGAGCCCAAAAAGACCAUUGCAGGCAGCCAGCCCUACUGGCAGAGCAAAGCCUUCAGCCCCAGCAAGCCCACGCAGCCCAGCCACCUCUCACCAAGCAACCCCAGAGCAUCAAGCAAACGCUUAACCUCCCUGCCAGAAAGCCAGAAGACAACCGAGGAGCUGAGGACACCCCUUGGCAUCCCGCUCUCCAAACUGUCCCAGUCCAAGCACCUCAAGAACAGGGUUGCGGGAGCCCAGGGUGCUUCUAUUGACUCCAAAAAGAAGCCCCCCGAGACCACCAGCCAGAAGGACCACUAGGCGCUGACGAAGGUGGACUUCCAGGGCGAGAGCAGUAGUAGAGCGUGCCUGGACCCCAGGCAACGCUGUGUUACAUGGGGCAGGGGAAUCUUGUUUACAUUUACCUGGUCGGUGCACCAGUACCACGUGGCCAUGAUAGACAGCCCGAAAGUCAUCCCGGUCCAGGGCAGAUCUCCAGAGACUGGGUCUCGGAAGAGGUGCAUUGCAUCCACUCUGGGCAGGUGGCAGGUAGUGUUGGGAACAAU
Molecule: messenger RNA, 3573 nt
Organism: Phalacrocorax carbo (great cormorant)
Lineage: Eukaryota; Metazoa; Chordata; Aves; Suliformes; Phalacrocoracidae
Source: RefSeq, a predicted model, not a curated record